Messenger RNA from Python bivittatus (Burmese python), 2022 nucleotides. The record is from RefSeq and is a predicted model, not a curated record. NCBI's taxonomy places the organism in Eukaryota, Metazoa, Chordata, Lepidosauria, Squamata, Pythonidae.
AUGGCGUCUCACCAGCAAAACAGGAUUCAAGCCUACCUGGAAAGGAACAAGAUCGGGCCCCUGUUCGAGGAACUGAUGACCAAGCUGAUAACAGAGACUCCUGAUCAUCCAAUCCCAUUUCUCAUUGACCAUCUUCAGUCUAAACAGGGGAUCCAGGGUCAGAUUCAGAGGACAUUAUCUGGAUCUGCUGCUCUCUGGGCAGAGAGUGAAGCUUCAGAACACAAGGGAACAAGAAGGGAUUUCAGAAGUUAUGAUAAACCCUGGCAGACAAAUGCAAAGAAGCCUAAAAAAUCAAAAAGUGACCUUGCAGUAUCCAGCAUUUCUCCUCCAUCACCAGAAUCUAAAUCAUUGCCUCGAUCAGUAGGACACCUGAAAUGGGAUUGGAGGUCAAAAUCAGAGCAUCAUGAUUUUGACGAAUUAAACCAUAUCCUUCAAGAAAGUAAGAAACUUGGCAAAGCUCUUGAAAAUCUUUCUCGAAGCAUUGCAGUUUCUGAUGAGCUUGAUAAGGAAACAGCAGCCUUUAAUACUCCACUUCUUCGGCCUCGGGUUGUUGGAGAAUGGAUUGGACGUGAAGAAAAUGAUGCAGAUCCACUGGCUGAUGAAAUGUUGCAGCCUCCAGUACCAAGAAGCAAAAUGGAACAGUGGGAUAGUGAAGAUAGUAGCAGUCCUGGAGGAAGUUUAAAGAUGAAACCAAAGACUAAAGGACUGAAACAUCAGCAGCAACAACAUAAGAAAUUGCUGGCUGCUAUGCUUUCACAAGAUUCAUUUGAUUCUCUACUGAGCACAACUCCUUCAGUAACAGAAGAAGAUAUUGACAAUGAAGAUGAUGCCAUGGAACUACUGGAAGAUCUUGAUGAUUUAAGAAUGGAAGGGGUAACCAGCGUGGUCUCUACUGGAAGCAAAUUUAACCAGACUCGAAGUUCACAUACAGCUGAACCACAAGCCAAAGUCACCCUGAACAUCUGCGCAAGAUGUGCCAGGUUGCAAGGAGAUACUUUGACAGAAACAGCAGAGGAUCCAUCUGUUGUCUCUCAGACAUUUGAGCAAGAAGGAUCAGAAUCUAUGGAGCCUGGGACAGAAAUCUCAAUGGAGAGUGUUGAUGAAGUGGAGAAUGUAUCCCAAGCAACUGAGCGGAAUCAGCCAGCCUGGCCUCUAGACAUUAUGGGUUCCAGAAGUAGAGACUCUUCAAGUCAGAAACUAUUAGAAGAUUCACUGGCCACAAAAGAACUACAAACCAUGGAAAAACACCUCUCUGACAUUGCAAAGGACCUAGCGCUGUGGGAAGAAGGAAGGCUAUCAAGAAAUACCACUGGACAAUCAACUCAUGUAAUUCCACUAGAUCACCAGGGAAAUUUUAAAGUUACCCUCAGCCAGGAUUCAGGACCAGUUCAGAGUGGGAAAGAUGUUCAGCUCCAGUUUCAAAAAAACAAAUCACCACCAUUAUCCAGUAACAAUAGCCUGCUAGUCUCCAGUGUCACAAACAGUAGACCUCAGUCUUCCAAUACACAGACCAACAGAUCUUCUGGGCUGCCAACUCUAGUAAACAGGUCUGCAACCCCAAAUACUUUGUUACAAAGACCUGUUUCCCCUAACAACCAAGGAAACAAAGAAGGAACCAUUAGUAUGCAAAGAAGCCAGUCUUUAAUAUCAAAGAAUCAACUUGGAAGGACCAUCAGCACUCCUGCAGGGCAUCCUGAAACAACUGGAGUUGCUCUAGGAAAUAUCACUCAAAGAAGCAGUAUGUCUGAAGAUGACUUCCUGCAACAACUUCAGCUUGCUCACCAGCCAUGGAUUUUGCCAACUGAUACUGAAAGUGAAGAAGUGGAAGUGAAUCGAGAUAAAUGCUUGUGAAUGAAAUUGUGGAUGCAAUGAAGAACAAUUUAUCCUAAGUAUAUAACUUGCAGAUGACUAGCUAUUUUAAUUUAUUGUGCGAAAUAGAAGCUUAUUUUUAUAAAUGCAACGCAAGUGGAAUUAUUGUAAAGUGCGGAUACUGCAAUAUACCAAACUCCAGAUCUUACUAUG